Molecule: messenger RNA, 3080 nt
Organism: Cylicocyclus nassatus
Lineage: Eukaryota; Metazoa; Nematoda; Chromadorea; Rhabditida; Strongylidae
Source: the annotation of a GenBank genome assembly
CGGCUGUGCGGACGACGAGAGAGAGUGUUUCGAUCGGAUUAGCCCGUCACACACACUGUGUGUGUGUAUUCGUAAUCUGUAUUGAUGGUAUCGGGACCAGCACAUUCACCGUCUUCACCUCUGUUUCGUAGAUGGUGCAGAAUGCUCGAUAGCCGCAUUCUCAACGACGACAACAAGGCUAUCCUCGGCCACAGCCUCUCUAUUGAACGAACUGCUAUAUUCACUCUUCUUAACCAGUUGUGCGCCGAUAAUGCCGAGUAUUUCUCGAAGACGACUUCAUGGAGCGUGUAUGGGGAGCGAAUGGUCAAGGUCUCAAAGGAAAUCGAGCAAUGUGCCGAAACGUUACGAAAUCUGGUGAAGCAAUUGCAAGACCUCGCACCCAGUUAUGACUAUGACGAGAGCACUCCUGGAAACGGGUUCAGAUCUCUGGUCUGCAUCUGCGAUACCACCAUACUGCACGUCAUUUCACUACAGAAGACUGUCAGUGAACAGCGUGGCUCGUUUGUCUUUCGUUUGACCCAUUACUGUAAAGAGCUCGAAGCUUUUGCUAAGGUCAUCAACUUCCUUAUGGAUUCGCUCCCACUGUGCAUUGAUAAUGCGGCAUCGAUGCCAUCGGGAUCUUUAUUUCCUCCAUUACAAGGAAAUUACGAAAAAUAUCAUGAAAUGUUACGCGGUUUGGAGCAGCUUGACUCUACCUGCUUCUAUGGUCGACCUCUGGGCUUUCAGUUUUCCCCAUCUGUAAACAGAAUUUUCCGUUUAAUUGGCAUAGUUCUCGCCUCGUAUAGUUUAACUUGGGAAAAAGGACAAGGACCAAUUGGUUCUAUCAUUAACACGGGAAGGUUCCUCCUCAGUCCCGAACAGCGGGCUUCAAGGAUAAUAAAGGUUACCAAAGAGGCCGACAUAGAUUUUUGCAAGGGAUUCUGGAAUCUUGCGGAAUUAAGUAAUAAUAUGCCAAAAUGGUUCAGUCCUAAUAUGGCUAUAAACGAGCUUCGAGAAAUCAACUGGGUCGGUCCCAUAUCACUGGAAACGACUAGUGGAGGGAAGGUUCGGAUACCUGAACCGACGGCCCAUACUGGACCAAGACCGGUACAGAUACGAAUCCUCUCAGCAGUGCACAGACCUCAUAUGUCCCCUACGGGUAGUUCUAAUCAACAACCGCCUUCGCCGUAUAUAGUCCUUCAUUGCCAUGGUGGUGGUUAUGUCGCAACUUCGAGUAAAUCCCACGAGACGUAUUUACGGAUGUGGGCAAAACUUCUGAGUUGUACGGUGGUGUCCGUUGAAUAUUCGUUAGCACCAGCGAAUCCUUUUCCACGGCCAACCGAAGAGGUGUUAUUCGCAUACGCUUGGAUUGUUAACAAUCCGCAGUUAGUAGGAUGGACAGGCGAGAAAAUGUGCAUGGUGGGCGAUUCAGCCGGCGGAAAUCUGAUCAUGUCUGUCAAUCUCCGGCUUAUAGAAUUGGACGUGAAAAAGAAACCGGAUGGGAUCGUACCAGUUUACACUCCGUUUCUUUUCCAAUAUCUGCCCUCCCCGUCUCGAGUUUUGAGCGUGAUGGACCCAUUGCUCCACAUGGGUGUGGUACUGCGAUGUGUUGCCGCUUACACCGGUGGAUACGGUAAUAACAACAAGAAAAAGGAAGAUUCACCAGAUGGUGCAGGACAUAAGUCACUCCAAGAGUAUGUCGAUCAUGUGCAGAAAACCCAACGAUUCGACUUUGCUGGUGGCUCCCAGUCCAUUGUGUCUCUCGUGCAAAAUGUCAAGGGUCCCAAUGAUGCCAUUGUUACCGAACCUUGCUCAUUUUUUACCGAUAAAGAAGAGAAGGCGGAAAAGAAUGAAAACCAGAAAAAUGAGGAGGAAGACGACGAGAGCGAAGACGAUGACACUAGGAGUGUCAGCAGCGUCCAUGUAAACUCUGAUCCUCUUCACAUCCAUCUCUCGUCCACAAUCUUCGACAACCAAUUGCUGAAUUACCUCAUCAAGCAUCCAACAACGAAAGAUUCCCUCACGGUUGUUGACGAAAACGGCGAAGUGGUCGAAGAAGCCGAAGAUGCGCUCGUGGCGAAUCCAACCGUUCAGGAUGAAAAGGAAAAGAAGCGACCUGGCAUUUUGAACAUGAUAAGCGGAAAUGCUUCGAUUACCGCACCGAAUACUCCUUGCGAGGGCAAUAAGGGUAUUCCAAGCAGUUCUUCGUCGAGCAACUUUCAUUCUCAGACGAUGCAGAAUCACAAACGAUCUCUGUCUCAAAGUCUAGCUGAUACAGCCGUGCUAGCUGCAGGGCAUGCCUUCGACAACCUUCAAGAUUGGCUGGAGAAGCCCAGUAAAGAAAAACAGAAGCUAGAUCGCACACUUUCUCAUAAGGAAUCGGCUAGUACUGAUGUGGAACCGCCUUGCGAGAAGAGGUCACAUAUUAUGGAGCUGCUAAAUAAGAGCGCUGUACCACGGGAUCCCCUCAUAUCCCCGAUGUACGCUUCUGAUGACAUCAUCCGACAACUGCCCCCCGUCUAUUUCGUUGCUUGCCAUUUGGAUCCGCUGCUGGACGACACAAUCGCGUUCGCUUCUCGACUGCGCGGUGCUGGCGGUCGAGUCGGCUCCGUUGACCUUCUCCCGGCUGUGCCCCACGGAUUCCUUAACUUCACGCUGAUGUCCCCAGAAUGCCGGCGUGGUGCCAAAGUUUGCCUUCAACGGAUCAAGCAAGCGCUUGGCUACGUGGAACCCGUGCUGGUGUCUGCAUAACUGUCAGAACUGUAGCUUUCGAGUUGCAGUGCUCUGCAACUCCCCCUCUUGCGCCAUCAUAUCUAGCUUUUCAACGACGGGAAACAUUGGGUAUAAGUAAUAUUUCUUUCACAUACCGAAGGUAUGUUAUCUUGCUUAACGUAACCGAAAAUCGGAUGUACAUGCUUUUUAUGUAUGUAGCGUUGUUCAACUCUAAUAACUUUAAGGUGAUUAACGUCCAUUUUGUAUAAAUUUCUGUGAUGUUCCUUCAAGAUUACAUAACUUGUCUAUUUGUAUGAAGGACGCUAACAUAAUUUCCACAUCGACAUCUUUCUGUGCUCAUUAACGAUUAAUAAAGAUUUGAGCUUCUC